AUGUCAUCAACUCCAUCAUCAUCACCAACCAAAAGGUCAGUCUUAUCGCCAAAACCAACGAAUUUCACAUCUCCAAUCAAAAAACCCACCACAAGAUCACAAUUCUCCCCAAAAAAAUCGAUUUCAAAACCAUCAACACCAUCUAAAAAGAAAUCAUCAACUUUAGGUUUUACUAUAUGGGAGGAUAAACAAAUUACAACAACCCAAGAAGUAGUAGGUACUCCAACAUCAAAUAAACAAAACCAUAAUGAUCAAGAAAAUAUUCUUCAACCUAAAAAAAUUCAUAAUAUACGAUCAAUUCAACGUCAACCAUUAUCUAAUUUAAACAUUUCAGAAUUUAAAGGUUACAUCACUAAAAACAAUGAAACUACUCAAUUAACUGAAUUAUAUAACUCACCGAAUUUUAAUAAUGAUUUUAAAUCAUUACAUAAAUUUAACAACUUACCUUGUUUUGUUACACCAACUAAAAAAGAAAAAUAUUUAACUUCAUCAUCAACUUCUUCAAAUUAUUGUAUCCAAAAGCAUAAAAGGUCAUUAUCUGUUGGUCAUAAUGAUUCUAAAUUGGAUUUAAUUAAAAAAAAUGGAUUUACUAUUUUAUCUAAUUAG
Molecule: messenger RNA, 606 nt
Organism: Lodderomyces jiufengensis
Lineage: Eukaryota; Fungi; Ascomycota; Pichiomycetes; Serinales; Debaryomycetaceae
Exons: 1
Coding region: 1-606 (201 amino acids)
Source: RefSeq, a predicted model, not a curated record